Tribolium castaneum (red flour beetle) is the source of this 2867-nucleotide messenger RNA. It is a transcript of the gene slmb, whose product is annotated as supernumerary limbs. The coding region runs from base 257 to 1723 and encodes 488 amino acids. Gene Ontology annotation, molecular function: protein dimerization activity. NCBI's taxonomy places the organism in Eukaryota, Metazoa, Arthropoda, Insecta, Coleoptera, Tenebrionidae. The record is from RefSeq and is a predicted model, not a curated record. The transcript is spliced from 8 exons.
GUAAAUCAGCGAUUUGUGCGUGCACAAGGCGUUCAACUUUCUACAAUUUACAUUUAAUUAUUGUCUUAUCAUUUUUUCGUCGACAGUUAUCUUUUAUGUUUAUGUUCAGUUUUAUUUGUUCUCAGACGGGUUCAUUAGGUGCAUAAAAAUAGCGACAAACGGUAUUUGUAAUUUCCUUUAUCUAAUAUGUUGAUUACUGAGGUUUAGCUAAAUUUAGCUCGUAUCUCGCUUAUUUCGGAACAUAACGCAGUAUCCAAUGACAAUAUUAUCACCGUACGAUACGGCCAGGAAGAAAGAGCCUUCGGCUACUUUUAACGCGGAGAGAGAAACAUGUCUGAAAUGCUUCGAAAAAUGGAGCGAAACCGACCAAGUCGAAUUCGUAGAAAAUUUACUAGCUAGGAUGUGUCACUACCAACACGGGCACAUCAAUUCCUAUUUGAAACCCAUGCUGCAGCGAGAUUUCAUAUCUCUUUUACCAAAGCAAGGAUUGGACCACGUCGCUGAGAAUAUAUUGUCAUAUUUGGAGGCGGACAGUUUACGGAACGCCGAGUUGGUCUGCAAAGAAUGGUUUAGGGUAAUCUCAGAGGGUAUGCUUUGGAAGAAGCUAAUCGAGCGGAAAGUUCGGACGGAUUCACUGUGGAGAGGUUUAGCCGAACGCAGACAAUGGAUACAAUAUUUAUUCAAACCACGACCUGGCGAGAACCAUCGUCCCCAUUCGUUCUAUCGAGCCCUUUUCCCGAAAAUCAUCCGCGAUAUCGAAAGCAUAGAAAGUAAUUGGCGGAACGGUCGGCACAUCUUGCAGCGAAUCAACUGCCGGUCCGAAAAUAGCAAAGGGGUUUACUGUUUGCAGUACGACGAUCAGAAAAUCGUGUCGGGUCUCAGGGACAAUACUAUUAAAAUAUGGGACAGAAGUACAUUGCAGUGCACUAAAGUUCUUAUAGGACAUACGGGAUCGGUUUUGUGUUUACAAUACGACGAUAAAGUUAUUAUUAGUGGUUCUAGUGAUUCAACUGUGCGCGUCUGGAACGUUAACACGGGAGAAAUGGUCAAUACGCUCAUACAUCAUUGCGAAGCCGUCCUUCAUCUUAGAUUCAAUAACGGAAUGAUGGUCACCUGUUCAAAAGAUCGCUCGAUAGCUGUGUGGGACAUGACAUCGCCGAACGAGAUCACCCUGCGGCGGGUGCUGGUGGGGCACAGGGCCGCCGUGAACGUGGUCGAUUUCGACGAGAAAUACAUAGUUUCGGCGUCGGGUGACCGAACGAUAAAAGUGUGGAACACCUCAACUUGUGAGUUUAUGCGAACGUUAAACGGACAUAAACGGGGGAUCGCCUGUUUGCAAUACCGAGAUAGGUUGGUCGUAAGCGGAAGUUCGGACAAUACCAUAAGGUUGUGGGAUAUCGAAGGUGGCGCUUGUCUGCGGGUGCUUGAAGGGCACGAAGAGUUAGUGCGUUGUAUCCGUUUCGAUUCGAAACGGAUUGUCAGCGGGGCUUAUGAUGGGAAAAUUAAAGUUUGGGAUCUCGUUGCCGCGCUUGAUCCCAGAACGCCGGCCAGUGCUUUAUGUCUUCGAACAUUGGUAGAACACACAGGUAGAGUAUUCAGGUUGCAGUUUGACGAGUUUCAAAUAGUGAGCAGUUCGCACGAUGAUACAAUUCUUAUUUGGAAUUUCCUCAACUCAAUUGGAGAGAGAAACACGAAAUCGCCUUCGCCCUCUCCGUUUGAGUAAAUUGUCCAGAAGCCAAUUUGUCAUCAUGUGUGUGUGAGUGUGGAAGAGACAAUUUUGGAGCAAGUGCUCGCAUAAACUGACUAGGAAUAUAAAAUUUAGAAAAUUAUUUGUAAUAAUUGUGUAUAAUGUUAUAUUUAAAUUGGAUAUAUUUAUGUCUUAAUUUAUAAUAUGAAGCGUAUUUGACAUAAUUGGAGUUCGUUUUUUACGUGUUUCGUCUUUAUGAAAAAUUUUUGCUGUUGUGUUUCCUAGACCGAAUUAAGAUGUCGACACAAAACCUCUGUUGAUCUGUUGUAACCUAAAUGAGUUUAACUACGAAUUAUGUGAUAGUACGUUUAAAACAUCUAAAGUGCGGUUUUCAUCGUGUGCGCCAUUAAUCUUGUUGACGUUUUACAUUUGUUUUAUUUCGUUAUCGUUGAAUUUGCAAAAAUGAACAACUAAUUUUAGCUCUCUAGUCUAUGAAAUUUCAAUGAUAGGCUACACACGUUAUUUUAGGAAUCAAGUUGUUUUAAAAUUCUCACACUAUAGUGCGGUUUCUACAGUUUGUUGGGCUUUCUAGUCUGUAAUCAUUCUUUGCAAACUUAGAAAGUGAGUUUAGUCGGCAAAAAUUGUAUAGUAAGUUUUAAAUUUAUAGGAUUUUGGGGUGAAUUCAGUGAUGAUUAAUUUUAGUUUAGGAUUAUUUUACAUCAUUUUCAUCAAGUUGGAAAUUGUGAUCUAUUAUUUAGGGUUCUCCAUAUUUAUUAUGGGAAAAUGAUUGCAACCAAAAGUACUUUUUGUUUUGUUUGGUGCAUUAAUUUAAUGAGGCUGCAAGUGUACUGGGAUUCCAAGAAGUGGCCACGGGCUGUUCUUGCUAUUUAUUUUAGACGAUUCUGCCAAAAUGUAGUAUUUCUCCUAGAUUAGAUUUACAAGUAAACUUAUAACGGCUUUUGUGAUAAAAUCUUACAGUAAAAUUUGUAUGCCUGUUUUGUACUAUAACUGGAAUGUACACUAUUCAUGUUAAAAAAAAACACUAUCAAUAAGGCACUAAAUCAUUUUAUAGGUUAAUGUAAAUAUUAUGAAUGUAGUGGUAACAUCAUUUGCAUUUACUAUUUUUAUUUAGAGUUAUUUAUAUUUUAUGCGUGUAAGUAAUACAUUUUGCUGAGACAAA